AAUAAUUUUUUGUUGUACAGGUUGCAAUCAAUCUCACCCUGCGUAAAAGGCAAAGGUGAAAAUGCUGCAGCAAGAACAGCUACUGAAAGUGGACCGGCCUUGUCCGGAUCCGGAUCCGAAGGUGGCGACCGAAGCGACACCGCCACCGCCCAACACGUACCAAAUACGGCCGACCUUGGAGCAAACGUUCAUGUCGGAAAAAAUCAAGCAGAUUAUCAAUACGGUCCUCAGCGAUACGCUCACUGGACAAUCCUAUACCGCCGUGGAUGCUGCUCGCUGGACCAAAACGCUGGCAGAUGAAAUCAGCCUGAAGGUGAAGGAUCUAGAAAUGAAACGAUACAAGCACGUGGUCCAGGUUGUGCUCGGUCAGCAACUCGGUGCCGGCUGCAAGUACAUCGCCCGAUGUCGGUGGGAUGCCGAAUGUGAUAAUCAAAUGUCUGGAGAGUUCAAGAAUGCCACCAUAUUCUGUAUUGUUACCGUUUUCGGACUGUAUCUGUAUUGAGCUCAAUUGAAUCAAUGAAGUGCGUUUAAUGUGUGUGAUCUUAUCUUUAAAUAAGUAGCUUUUCUAAGCUUGCAUGUAGAAUAAGUUAGCUUUUGAGAACCGAAAUCGAUUGUAUUAGUGUAGGCACCAGCUUCGAAUAAAGCACCAAUUAAGAAGCACUGGAA
Ochlerotatus camptorhynchus is the source of this 666-nucleotide messenger RNA. RefSeq names its product dynein light chain Tctex-type protein 2B-like. The record is from RefSeq and is a predicted model, not a curated record. Lineage: Eukaryota; Metazoa; Arthropoda; Insecta; Diptera; Culicidae. Gene Ontology annotation, molecular function: dynein intermediate chain binding. Gene Ontology annotation, biological process: microtubule-based movement. Bases 62 to 502 code for a protein of 146 amino acids. Gene Ontology annotation, cellular component: cytoplasm; cytoplasmic dynein complex. The transcript has 2 exons.